CCGUUAGGACCACUUGGGUGCAGACCAACAUGGCCGCAUGUUAGUCUGGCAUUUUCUUUACUGUUUGCCAACGUUUUAAUGCUCUUUUUGUCUGGGAUAUUGUGCUAAACUAUUCAAAAUUCAAACAUAAUUAACAUAGUUGUUAUUUCAGAAACGUAAACGUCAAGUAACAGUAGAACCAAGUCUUAAUGUCCCAGAUGCUGAAAGCUACAAACACUAGUAUGAAUCCUGCUGCUGCUGCUGCUGCUACUGUCCAUGCGAUCCCCCUUCAACAAACAGGUCCUGCCCCUAAAGGCCCCUACAUCCAACAACGUCGCCCUGAAAUGACCCCUCAUGGAGGCCCCACCACCUCCUUUGCCUCCAACCAGACCCUCAUGUCUGGGUACUCCCAGCAACAGAUGGCGUCGCCCCCGAUUCCACCAAACCCCCUUGCUAAUGUGCCUCUCAGUAACCAGAAUGGCACUUUGCGAGUAGGACAGAGUGGUGUGGGGGGUGGUGUGACGCUGGUGGACCCCCAGAGUGGCCCCGCCCCCCAGAUGGAGCCCCUGACCCUGGAGGAACCCCAGUCUCUCGCCCCGUCGCAGCAGCAGGAAGGACAGUCCGCCUUGGCAAACACAAAAGAGAAAACCCCCAUGUGUCUUAUUAAUGAGCUUGCCAGAUAUAAUAAGAUCUUGCACCAGUACACGCUCGUCGAUGAGCAAGGACCAGCUCACAAGAAGACUUUCUUUGUGAAACUCAAGUUGGGGGAGGAGGAGUACUCGGCAUCCGGUCCGAGCAUCAAGAAGGCGCAACACUCCGCAGCCGCCAUUGCCCUGGAGAAGACAAGCUUCACCCACCCUCCGCCCAAACCCAACCGGACUCCGAACAUGGGAAGUAUGACAGAAAUUGACUCUCGAUUACCUCAGGACUUUCAGUAUGAAUCUAAUAACAUCACUCCAACAGUGGAACUGAAUGCUCUGGCUAUGAAGCGAGGAGAACCAGCCGUCUACAAACCAAUCGAACCACGACACCCACAGUUCUACUCUCCACCAAACUUUGACUACAGAGGCAUGUACAACCAGCGAUACCAUUGUGGUCGAAUGCCUCGCACCUUCUAUGUGUCUCUCAAGGUUGGUCAGAAAGAGUUUAUUGGCGAUGGCCCUACUAGGCAGGCUGCACGCCACAAUGCUGCAACAAAAGCGCUGCGCAUCCUCCGCAAUAUGAGCAUGCCGGCCGACAACAAGGGAGACAACAAGGAGGAGAUUGAGGAGGACGAUCAAGAUCAGUUGAAGUCUGAGAUCAGUCUGGUACAUGAAAUAGCACUCAAGAGAAAUCUCCCUGUGGACUUUGAGGUGAUACGUGAGUCCGGGCCGCCCCACAUGAAGACGUUCGUCACCAAGUGCACGGUGGGGGAGUUUCUGACGGAGGCGGAGGGCAACAGCAAGAAGCUGUCCAAGAAGAGAGCUGCUGAGCUGAUGCUGGAGGAGCUGAAGAAGCUGCCGGCGUUGCCCGCGACGACCAUGAGGCCCAAGGUGAAGAAUGCUGUCAACAAGAAGAAGAACAGAAACCUCAUCAAGUUAUCGGACAGCUUGGUGCCGAGCGGUGGGAGUGCGUACGGUGCGGCCGUGGAGAGGACAGACGGCCUGCAUGCUGGCCAGGUUCAGAAGGCGGACCCAAGCUAUGGCAGUGGCAUCAACCCCAUCAGCCGCCUCAUCCAGAUCAUGCAGGCUCAGAAGAAGAAGGAACCCGUGUACUCCCUGGUAGCCGAGCGGGGGCUCCCUCGACGCAGAGAGUUCGUCAUGCAGGUCCAAGUGGAAGACCACACAUGUACUGGUGUCGGACCUAACAAAAAGUUGGCAAAGCGGAACGCAGCCGAGGCCAUGCUCCAGUUGCUAGGUUACAGUCGACCAUCUCCACAACCAGCUAAGUCGUCCAUCAAGACAUCCACGGGGCCUGAUGUCGGGACUGGCGAUAAGAAAGUUACGUUUAGUGACAACAGCCCGGAUAACGGAGCUUCUCUUGGAGGCAUCACGAAGACAGGUCGCCAGCUUGUACCGGGGCUGCUGCUUAUUCCCCAAGCCGGCAUGGGCCAAGGUAUGGGCAGCCCUCUGGGUCCAAUCCGCCCCGAGCAGCAGCUCCGUGAGCUGGCCGCACGCAACAACUUCCAAGUGCAGUUUGACGAUUUCUCAGGCCAGGUACCUCUGAACAACAGUAAGGAGCACCUGAGCCGCCUGUCGCUGUCUACCACCCCCCCUCAGGUUCACCACGGCUCCGGACCCACCCCUGAAUCCUCCCGGGACAAAGCUUCCAUGGAUGCUCUCAAAGUGUUGUCUGAUAUGGGCUACUACAUCGAGGACAAGACGCACAUCGGAGAUGGCCUGCAGAUAAAGUCUGAGAUCAACACCAGCAUCCCGCCACCGACACUGGGCGGGGCAACAAGCCAGCUGAUGAAGGAGUAGUCCCUGGCUGCAGCCUUGUCUUGUGUUCAUGUGGAGUACAAACUGAAGCAUCGAGAUCACAAUCAAAACUCCGUACUCAAGUGCAGAUAUUUGGACCAAGAAUUAAGUGCUCAUUCUCGGAAUCGGUGUACUUGGGUUCAGGAAAGAUCCCAUAUUAAAAACUUUAUUUAGCCAGGUGCAAAAAAAGGACAAUUAUUGCUAUUCUCUAAAUAAUUGUGCAUAAUAAGAAAUUGUGCAAGACAAGGUUGCAAGCUGCCUGCCGCUGUCGUUUCAAUCUUUGUACUUUUCUAGAUAUGCAUCUGUAGCCCUGUGCUCUCUAUUGUGGAUUAUCUCCAUGCAUAGGAGCUUGAUCAGUGUACCUACAUGGUAAUCUGCACAGACCUGUGCUACGUUAAUCAAAGUAGACAUUUUGCCCUGGAGGUAUGGUCAAAGGGGAGACAACUGUUUAAAGAGGGGUAACUCUUGACUAAAACGAUUCAGUUUCAUUGAUAAAUGCAGUGCUUCUAACAUUGCUACUUCCAGUGGUUUUAUGUCGACACAAUGAGUUUUUUAAAAGUUUUAGAAAAUAUUAAUGUUGCACUAAUAUUGUUUGGUGAUGCUGUCUCGACCCUGUGUCCCCUGUUGUUGUCUUCCCUUUGCUAUCCAGCAUGAAUGUACACUGCUUUUCUCAUCAGCCUUUGUGAGAGUGCACAGUUUAUUUUAUGUGUUUCUAAAGGAAGGAAAGUGCAAAGCAAGAAAGCUGAGUGAACCUCACAUGUUGAGGUCAUGCAGGAAACUGAGGGCAAAAACAGGAUUUGGUGCUUUAUGUGGAGGGAGUAUUUGGAGGGAUACUGCAAGGCUUAUCAAAGGUUGACAGCCCAUUGUUCUCUAAUCGGUAUUUAGCCCAUGUUGUUCGACAUUGCCCUUUGACAGAUGACCACGUGACUCCCAUCAUUGUGCGUGAACAUUAUGUUGUAGUGGUUCCUCAUCGUUUCCUGGUGAUCUUCAAAGGGCCCGAAAUGCUGAUGUUUUCAUGCUCUAUUUCUAUAUCGACUCCUAGAUCUAAAACCCCCUUCGUUGCUUGAUUCAGACAAAUUGUUUCCUUGUUUUGACUUGUAUGAAGAUAAUGAAUAUCAAUCAAACGACUUUCAAUAUGUCUUCGAUGCAGCCCGUCGCUCUCAUGUUGAACACCUUAACAGAACAAAAAUUGUCAACAGCUAAAUUCAUAUGAUCAAAUUAAACAAGUUGUCUGAAGAAAGUUUUCUUUUAUUAGUUUUGAGUUAUACUUUUUUACGCGAGAUCUAGUUGUUUUGGGUCGAUAUAUGUUAAGGCAUUUAUUAUUUUCAGUGUCCUUGUUUUAUGGUAAUUCCCAGCCUUGUACUGACUGGGUAUUCACCAGCUAUAUUUUCUUACCAAUGGAUGUAGGCCAGAAAUGAAGCGUCAAGCAAAAUUUGCAGUUAUUUUAUUUUGUCAUAUUUUGGAUGAUGCUCACUUGUCAGAAUUUGAUAACUUUACCGGACAGGAGCAAACAUAGACUCCAUGUUGCCAACGACACUGAAUGUUUAGAAGCAGAUCAAGCAUUUCUGGGUCUGUACGUUGUUCCUUGGUUUGGUAAAAUCGACCUCUCCCUUUGAAUGUUAUGUUCUGUGCUGGGCGUCGCUGAAAGGGCACCUGUAUUCGGAUCUGGUUUUCCCUAUGCCCGCCAGUACUUGUGGUACUUGUUAUGUUGAGGGUUACUAAUUCUUCCAUUGGUAAGGAGUUCGUGGGCUUAGUGUGUUUUGCUGUUGUAAUACCUUUGCUAACUAUUUUGUCAGUAUUCUGCAAUAGGAAAACACACUUCUUCACUAAAUAGUCAGCUAUUUGUCAAAAUAAAAAUUUAUUGACAUAGCUGGAAAAA
Messenger RNA from Haliotis rufescens (red abalone), 4314 nucleotides. RefSeq names its product double-stranded RNA-binding protein Staufen homolog. The coding region runs from base 189 to 2438 and encodes 749 amino acids. The record is from RefSeq and is a predicted model, not a curated record. Lineage: Eukaryota; Metazoa; Mollusca; Gastropoda; Lepetellida; Haliotidae. The transcript has 18 exons.